This is a messenger RNA of Puntigrus tetrazona (Sumatra barb), 2152 nucleotides long. RefSeq names its product arrestin domain containing 1a (gene arrdc1a). The record is from RefSeq and is a predicted model, not a curated record. Gene Ontology annotation, molecular function: ubiquitin-like ligase-substrate adaptor activity; ubiquitin protein ligase binding. The transcript has 8 exons. Bases 72 to 1454 code for a protein of 460 amino acids. Gene Ontology annotation, cellular component: cytoplasm. NCBI's taxonomy places the organism in Eukaryota, Metazoa, Chordata, Actinopteri, Cypriniformes, Cyprinidae. Gene Ontology annotation, biological process: protein transport.
ACAGGUAAAGCGUUUCCUUUCCUUGUGGAUCAGUUUCGCUCGCCACCUGUUCACGGUGGAUAAAGAGGAGAAUGGGGAAGAUUCAGGAAUUUGAAAUAACUUUUAAUAGCAACAAAACAGUUUAUAGCCCAGGCGAAUCCCUCACCGGAACUCUGAAAAUCUCAAUUGCCCAGCCAAUACAAUGUAAAGCCAUCAAAGUGAACUGCCAGGGCUUCUGUGGAGUGACCAGCAAAUCGAAUGACACUGAUUGGACAGAGGAGGAGCAGUACUUCAGCAGCUCGGUCUCAAUAGCAGAUAAAGGCACUCUGAAAGAUGGCGAGCACACUUUUCCCUUCAAGUUUCUCUUGCCAGCUGCUGCACCUACAUCAUUUGAAGGGCCUUAUGGAAGGAUUAUAUACAGAGUUCGGGCUUUCAUAGACACGCCUCGUUUCGCAAAAGACUACAAGAUAGAGAAGCCCUUCUCUAUGAAGAACACAGUCAACCUGAAUGAAAUACCUGGUAUUCAGGAUCCUAGCUCUUCUUCUGUAACCAAGAAUUUCUCAUACAUGCUUGUGAAAAAUGGGACAGUGGUGCUGAAAGCUAAAAGUGACAUGCGAGGGUAUAUCGCUGGACAGAUCAUUAAAGUGUUCGCUGAGAUUGAAAACAAAUCUGACAAGUCAACAGGCCAUGUGGUUGCCAGUCUAAUGCAGAAAGUUACAUAUAAUACCAAAAAGCCGACAUAUGACUUGCGGACAGUAGCGGAGGUAGAAGGACCUGGGAUUAAAGGUGGACAAAAAAACGAAUGGAAAGAGCAGAUAAUUGUGCCUUCUCUUCAUCUGUCCACCCUGACUGAUGGAAACCUCAUUCAGAUCUGCUACUACAUUCAGGUCUAUUUGAAGUACCCAGAGGCAUCAUUAACUCUGCCCAUUUACAUUGGAAGCACAGCAUUGGAUCCAGCUCGGCCUUCCUCCUCCCGGCAGGUUCCACCCAUGCCAGCCCCACGUAAUAACCCCACCUCUGCUCCUACCCCUGACCCUUCUCCUGCUGCUGCUCCUGCUGCUGCUGCUGCUGCUCCUGCUGCUCCGGCUGAAUCUGCCCCACCCAGCCUGCCACCACGUACACCCCCAAAACCUGCACCCAAACCCAGGCCUCGCAGCACCUACGCGUCCCCCAGUGCGCCUCCCGCUGAUCUGUACCCAGAACUCCCAGGUGUGGCUAACUACAGUGGGGAAAUGGCAAAGAGUACACAGCAUGAAUCUGGUUCCCAAGUUCCCGUGUCUCCCAAUGCAUUCAGCUAUGCUCCUGGACUCAGCUUCAGGCAGAAACAGAGCUCCAACGGCCCAUCAGCACCCUCCGCCACCGCCCCUCAAGAGAGGAAUGCGACGUCUUCUUCAGCCAGCUUGCCUCCAAACUAUAGGAGUUCACCAUAUCCACAUGAAGCUCCACCUUCUUAUGAAGAUAGUUGCAAUAUAUAAGAUGUAUCCCAACCAUAUGAAGAAGGCAUGGAAACAAAAUAUUCAUAACACUCAUGUGACUUUAUAAUAAAUGCAGACCUCAUGCACUUUUGAACCAAAUAUGUAGAUGUAAAAAUGUGUUCAUACAAUGUCUGUGCUCUGAAGAAUGUGACAUUUAACCUAAGAGGUCAGCUGACACAAUAACUCAGAUUGACAAAUUGACAGCUAUUAUGCCAAAUAGUUGGAAACAAUUACUUCUGCUUUUUCAUUUUUGUCAUGCAGAUGAUAAAAUAGAUCUGCCUCUUGCACAGAUAUUUUACCACUUGUUUUAGGCGUUUCAUCACGGAAGACUAUUAAGUACUCUUAUUAUUAGACUGUCUGUGGUUUUGUACAUUUGUGGAUGCAAUCGCAAAUCUGCACAACAAAUUACACUUUUUUUUUUUCUUUUUUUCUUUUUUUAAUUAGCAUGUUCAAGCUUUGUUUUUAUGUUCCUGAUAAGCAAAGGAAGAAUCCAGUUCGAUUGAAAUUGUAACUUUAUACUAUGUGUGGAAUACACAGGUCCUCAAAUCAAUAUACAAAACUACUACAUGUUUUGUGGUAUUUAAUGAUUCAUUUCUAACUUUAAUAUCUAUACCUUUGUUAGUAUUGCACACUACUUUUUUGUAUUUGAACAGUGAUUUACAUUUAUAUGUAAAAAACAUAUUAAUAAAAAAACCUGU